UGCGCGAGAUUCCUACAAGUAUUACAUGCAAAGUUGUGUUUUGUGAUAAGUCACAAGUGAAUUUCAAGAAUAUUGCCAGUGAAUCGUGAUUUUAUGAGGACAAAAUGCUAUCGAGACUAAUUAAUAGUGAGAGGUCUGGGAGAAAUGCGAAGCCCUACUGCCAGUGCUGGAACGAGAACAGGCCUAGGCUAUGGGAGAACAAUGGAGGCUGCUCAUGCGGAGAGCAUUCUGACAUUAGUGAAUGGAAAUGGGAGAUGCCCCACACCGCAGGUAGCAGUUGGGUGAUGAUGUGCCCUGAUCAGAAGCAGGUGACUUUCCAUCCGUACUACAGUUCCGGUACUGCUGCAGUCAAGGGUGACACGCCACUAGUCCAUGAUUACCACUACUACUGGGAGGUCAAGAUGUUGACUGAACCUUACGGAACUGAUAUUAUGGUAGGCAUCGGCACAAACAAAGUCAAUAUGUCAGAUUCUCUAUUCACAUUCACAUCGUUCCUGGGACGAGAUGGGGAGUCCUACGGGUUGUCGUACACCGGAGCCCUACGACACGACGCCACAGUCACCAGGGAUAACGUAGGCUUCUGUAAAGGCAGCAUUAUUGGCGUCAAAGUGGACCUUUGGCUGGGCACAUUGGAGUUCUUUCUCAAUAGGAAGUCACAAGGCAUAGCAUUCUACAACCUCCGCCGGCAUCAGGCGUUAUACCCCAUGAUUUCUUCAACGGCGGCGCAGUCAUCCAUGCGGCUGAUAUACGCGGCGUCCUGGCAGGCCUCCCUCCUCGUGGACGCUGCGAAGACUCUGGCUUCAUCAGUUAAUGGAGAAGCUUCACUCUUCAUACCUCCAGGGCUGCGGCAUACAUUGAAGUCACAGUUUUGGCUGACACUACCUAAUCAAAAAUGUAUCCUAAACGAAGACGACGAAUCUCCUGAAAAUACUUCAACGCCGACCAAGGUUGACCAAAGCUUGAUAGGACAUUUCUUCCGGAGUCCGUUCAUGAAUGGCUACUACGUGGACAAUGUGCGGCGAGACUACAGGGUAGUGGUGUGGGAAUAGUAUAAAUACUGCAAUUAAUGCGUUUUCGCCAAACUAGUAAUAAAGUAAUUAUUAAGGUUUUAUACAAGCGUGUAUGUGAUAGGUAUAAUAAUAUAUCGCUGACUGAUUGACAGUGGCACGAAACAAAAUCCAACAAAUUAAAAAAAAAUACCACAAAUAUUCGAAGAUCAGUGCGCGCGCGCAAAAAAACUCUUACCGACUAUUUUUAAUGGGAUAUAAUAGUAUCGUUCAUGUUUGGUUUUGUAUACAUCUAAUUUUAUAGCUUCAGUUGC
Messenger RNA from Spodoptera exigua (beet armyworm), 1321 nucleotides. The record is from the annotation of a GenBank genome assembly. Lineage: Eukaryota; Metazoa; Arthropoda; Insecta; Lepidoptera; Noctuidae.